UAUGGAUGUCCCUCAACUGGCAAUUGAACCAAUCGGCUUAGUUUUAAUUAUGAGCUUGGACCAACUAACUUUUCGCAACUUUUGCGACGGCAACAUCUGAUUCAUCUAGAUUCAUCCCGCCCGACCGAAUUGGUGGAAUCGUGACUCCUACGUUUUGGUUCACCCGUUCAAGUCAAGAUGCCUAGCUCAUGUAAGGAAAUAAGAGCCGCGCUGGCGGAUUGCCUGCAACAGUCCGAGUGUGUGAUGGUACAACGACAUACAGCAGCCGAGUGCUUGCGCUCGCCGCUAUCCGAGACGCUCCCGACGAGAUGCCAACAGCUCAAGAGGGGAUUCGGCGAGUGUAGGAGGGGCAUGAUCGACAUGCGUAAACGGUUCCGCGGCAACGAGCCCAUAACAUUUCAAAAGCUCGAGUCCGCCGAAAAGUCAGGCGAGGGGUAUCAAUUAUACGCGGGAAGAUCAGCCUUUUCUAGCGGCGCAAAGAGGACCGAUGGGAACGAACCGGAACCCAAAGACUGGCGAGAAGUGGAGAAUGAGAAAUACCGGAAAGAACAAGAAGCGCAAAAGAAAUGACUCUCAAUUCGUAUCGUAUGUCUAGAGGAGUAGUAUUCUGGAUGAGUGGUCAUAUAUAAAAAGCAUUGGGCGGCGUUGGAGUUGGACGGGCAUUUCUCGAUUCCUCUUCCUGGGACGGAUGGGAUCAUUACCUUUAGGCGUGGCUUACGGUCAACUCUUC
Messenger RNA from Annulohypoxylon truncatum, 730 nucleotides. Its product is annotated as cytochrome c oxidase assembly protein PET191-domain-containing protein. Gene Ontology annotation, cellular component: mitochondrion. Bases 178 to 570 code for a protein of 130 amino acids. Gene Ontology annotation, biological process: mitochondrial respiratory chain complex IV assembly. The transcript has 2 exons. The record is from RefSeq and is a predicted model, not a curated record. NCBI's taxonomy places the organism in Eukaryota, Fungi, Ascomycota, Sordariomycetes, Xylariales, Hypoxylaceae.